Molecule: messenger RNA, 398 nt
Organism: Coregonus sp. 'balchen'
Lineage: Eukaryota; Metazoa; Chordata; Actinopteri; Salmoniformes; Salmonidae
Source: the annotation of a GenBank genome assembly
AUGCCACCUAAAAAAGCAGCAGCCACGGAAGAAGUAACUUCAUCUUCUGAUGUGCCCAUAAAAUAUGAGAAAGUGUCGGGAAAAGCUAAAUCAGGUUUGUAAAACCAUGUGCGGUUUAGGCCAAUUUGAGUAACCUAAUAUUACGGCUAUUUGGUUAGAUUACGGUUGAUACAUUUGCCAAUUUCAUUGUGUUAGAAUCCAGCAAAGCAAUUGCUGUGGCACGGAAAACCCCUCUUCAUCCACCGACGAUGGUGAUGGUCAAAGAAGCGCUGAAGGAGUUGGACUCUCGAAAGGGGUCUCUUCGCAGGCCAUUCAUAACAGAGACAUAUCCAUCUGUGGACCUGGUGAGGUUGAAGUACAUGAUACGCAAGACCCUGAACAAAGGAAUCGAGGACGAG